AUGCAAUUGUGCCGAUGUGAUGUGAUGGAGCCAAACGCGAUCGGCGCCAAGAGGAUCCAGAUGUCCGAUUCGACCCGGAGGUUGUCAUGGCAUUCGAGAAGAGACGCUCAGAAGUCCGUCAAUCUGGACUUUGACGCCCGUGUUCCAAUCCCCUUCAGUGUCUUCCCGUCGUCGUACCGGAGUGACGCUGUCUCUGAAACUACUCAGACUAGAGUAGAGGGAGAAGUCAAUUUCGAUCGUACUUCGCGCGCCGAACGGGAAGAUACUCGAAGUUCUGCUCCCCUUCCCGCUCCUGCUCACGGAAAGCAAGAAGUCGAGUUUCGCGUCCAAAACGAGCGUACUCGCAUCGAAGAAGAGCACCCUCAGUACACGCAGCAGCCGCAGCAGUACUCGAAGUCGCACUCGCACCAGCACCAGUCCUUCCACCAGGAUCAGCCCUCGCACAGCUACGCCCCAGAGGUAGAGCUCACUCGUGAACGCUACCAACAACCUUCUGUCGACUACGAGGACCGUACUCAAGUCUACGAUAAAGUCGUCGAGAACCAACUCGACCUUACUGAAAGAGACUACCGUCAGCGUACCUCUCCCUCCUACGACCUCGACGUCUCUUACGACCGUCGUUAUCGUCAGCCCGUAGACUCCGCCUACGGUUACCAAUCAGAGUCCGUCGACGUCUCGUACGACCGGAUCUCCCAGCCCCAGACCAGCUCUUACAAGGAAGACGACGUCUACCUUCGUGAGGUUCAGCCCCGUGCUCGUUACUCCACACCGUCUCAAGUAAACGUCUCUCAGUCCACUACCCGCGACACCGCCCCCACUCGCAAAAUGGGUUACUACGACGACGAUGGAGAGUACCACUCUUUCCGCCGUGGCGUUGGUCGUGCUGCCGACCGUGUCCUGCACCCCUUCUCUCACUCUGAGCAUGAGGAGUCUCACGCCGGUGAGGUCGCUGCUCCCCGUGAGAACGUCCGCAUCGUCGAGCCCCGCAACCGUGGCUCCGCUGGCGAGACCGUGCCCAUUCCCUGCCACUUCAUCCGCGUCGGCGAUAUCCUGAUCCUUCAGGGCCGCCCUUGCCAGACUGGCCAGCACCGUUACCUCGGUGUCGACCUCUUCACCCGCAAGCUUCAGGAGGAGUCCAGCUUUGUCGCCAACCCUUCUCCCUCCGUGGUUGUCCAGACCAUGCUCGGCCCUGUCUUCAAGACCUACCGCAUCCUGGACCUCCGUGAUGAUAACCGCCUCGUCGCCAUGACUGAGAGCGGUGAUGUCAAGCAGGGUAUCUCUGUCAUCACCCAGGGCAACCUCUUCAAGCGCAUCGGCGAUGCCUUCGCCGAUGGCCGUGGCUCCGUCCGUGCCCUUGUUAUCAACGAUGGUGGCCGUGAGCUCGUCGUCGACUACAAGGUCAUCCACGGCUCCCGUCUGUAA
Penicillium coprophilum is the source of this 1422-nucleotide messenger RNA. It is a transcript of the gene hexA, whose product is annotated as putative Woronin body protein HexA. Gene Ontology annotation, biological process: positive regulation of translational elongation. The transcript is spliced from 4 exons. Gene Ontology annotation, molecular function: ribosome binding; translation elongation factor activity; RNA binding. The record is from RefSeq and is a predicted model, not a curated record. Lineage: Eukaryota; Fungi; Ascomycota; Eurotiomycetes; Eurotiales; Aspergillaceae. Bases 1 to 1422 code for a protein of 473 amino acids.